Molecule: messenger RNA, 1838 nt
Organism: Herpailurus yagouaroundi (jaguarundi)
Lineage: Eukaryota; Metazoa; Chordata; Mammalia; Carnivora; Felidae
Gene: CSNK1G2
Product: casein kinase 1 gamma 2
Exons: 12
Coding region: 270-1514 (414 amino acids)
Biological process (GO): protein phosphorylation
Molecular function (GO): ATP binding; protein serine/threonine kinase activity
Source: RefSeq, a predicted model, not a curated record
ACGGCGGAGGCCCCGAGCUGGGAGCCACGAGAUUUGAGGCGGCGGGACCGGUCAACAGAAUGCGUCCUCCCUCUGCACGCGACCCCGAGGCCACCGAGAUGAGCGCCACGGCCGGGCCCUGGCAAGCGCCCACGUCUCACUAGCAGGGAGCCCGCCGGGCCACCAUGGUGUACUAGCCCCGAAGAGCCGCCCGCAACCUCAGGUCUGCACAGACCCGGGAUUUGCUCGGCAGCAGAGUCACCGUGGAGAGGCCAGGGUACCACAAACUUAUGGAUUUUGACAAGAAAGGAGGGAGAGGGGAGUCGGAGGAGGGUCGGAGAAUGUCCAAGGCCAGCGGCCGGACCAGCCAUGGCGUCCGGAGCUCGGGGACCAGCUCGGGGGUCCUGAUGGUGGGCCCCAACUUCCGGGUCGGGAAGAAGAUAGGCUGUGGCAACUUCGGGGAGCUCCGGCUAGGGAAGAAUCUCUAUACAAAUGAAUACGUAGCUAUUAAACUGGAGCCCAUCAAGUCCCGGGCCCCUCAGCUGCACCUGGAGUACCGCUUCUACAAGCAGCUCAGCGCCACAGAGGGCGUCCCUCAGGUCUACUACUUCGGCCCGUGUGGGAAGUACAAUGCCAUGGUGCUGGAGCUGCUCGGGCCUAGCCUGGAGGACCUGUUUGACCUGUGUGAUCGCACGUUCACACUCAAGACGGUGCUCAUGAUCGCCAUCCAGCUGAUCACGCGCAUGGAGUACGUCCACACCAAGAGCCUCAUCUACCGCGACGUGAAGCCCGAGAACUUCCUGGUGGGGCGCCCGGGCACCAAGCGGCAGCACGCCAUCCACAUCAUCGACUUCGGCCUGGCCAAGGAGUACAUCGACCCCGAGACCAAGAAGCACAUCCCGUACCGGGAGCACAAGAGCCUGACGGGCACGGCGCGCUACAUGAGCAUCAACACGCACCUGGGCAAGGAGCAGAGCCGCCGCGACGACCUGGAGGCGCUGGGCCACAUGUUCAUGUACUUCCUGCGUGGCAGCCUGCCCUGGCAGGGGCUCAAGGCCGACACGCUCAAGGAGCGCUACCAGAAGAUCGGGGACACCAAGCGGGCCACGCCCAUCGAGGUGCUCUGCGAGAGCUUCCCAGAGGAGAUGGCCACGUACCUGCGCUACGUGCGGCGCCUAGACUUCUUCGAGAAGCCUGACUACGACUAUCUGCGCAAGCUUUUCACCGAUCUCUUCGACCGCAGCGGCUUCGUGUUCGACUACGAGUACGACUGGGCGGGGAAGCCCCUGCCGACCCCCAUCGGCACGGUCCACACCGACCUGCCCUCGCAGCCUCAGCCUCGGGACAAAGCCCAGCUGUACAGCAAAAACCAGGCGCUGAACUCCACCAACGGGGAGCUGAAUACGGACGACCCCACUGCCGGUCACUCCAACGCCCCCAUCACGGCGCCCGCAGAGGUGGAGGUGACUGAUGACACCAAGUGCUGCUGCUUCUUCAAGAGAAGAAAGAGAAAAUCCGCGCAGCGACACAAGUGACCCGGGGCAGUGGUGCCCUGAAUCCUCCCACCGCAGCCCCGGGACCAGCUCGUCCGUGGCUGUGUGGCCCACAGCCCAGACGCAGACUGCAGGGCCGGCCGCUGCUGCCCGCCCCCCUCCCCCCCCACGUGGGGUCACCUCCUUCACACGAGACUUUGGCCGAAAUUUCUACACCUGUGUCUAGUCCUCCCCUCCGAGAGCAUUAACUAUUUGAAACAAGGAAACGAAACACAGCGGCCGCCCGCCCUGCGCCCCUCCCGCCGCCGCCGAAGUGAGUAGUCGGCCGCCCUGUUGCUUUCAUAAAGUCCAGCUUGUCUCCCUCGA